AUGUCUGCACAAAAUGCCGCGUCAAAAGAGUCUACAACCAUCACGCAACUUUUCGCUGAAGUAGAACGUUCAGUUAAAAAAGAAGAUUAUGUAAAAGUUCUUAAAACUGUUAAUAAAAUUCUUCAGUUGAGUCCCGAUGAUAAAGACGCACUUCAAUGUAAAAUUGUUGCAUUGAUUAGACUUGGCAAAUAUCAAAAUACAUUAGACCUUUUAACAAAAGAUUUUCCUGAUGAGCAAUUUUUAUCACAAAAGAUUUUUUGUCAUUACAGACUAAAUCAAUUCAAAGAGAUCUCUGAACAAUUGCAAAACUAUAAUAAACCUUCGGGAAAUGCUGAUCUUCUCUUGAGACAUUUAGAAGCUCAAGUGGCAUAUAAAAUUGAAGAUUACACCACGUCAUUAGAACUUUAUUAUAAUUUAUUAAAAGAAACAGACAAAAAAGAGGAUACUUAUAAUGACAUUCUAACAAAUUUCAAUGCAGUAAAAGCAGCUUUAUUGUUUUCUGGAGGAAGUUUGCUUGAAAAGUAUGCUGUUGUAGAUUCAUCAACCACAUACGAAUUGGCUUAUAAUUCAGCAUGUAUUUAUAUAGGACUAAAAAAUUUGGGAAAAGCCGAAAAAUUAUUAAAAUUAUCUCAAAGUAUACUAUAUUUCUUAUUAUUAGUUAAUAUUUAA
Entrophospora sp. SA101 is the source of this 669-nucleotide messenger RNA. Lineage: Eukaryota; Fungi; Glomeromycota; Glomeromycetes; Entrophosporales; Entrophosporaceae. The record is from the annotation of a GenBank genome assembly.